UAGAGGUACACUUGACGUACAGCUGCAGAGUGUGGGGCCUCAGCGGAUGCUGCUGUGACAAGAGCUGGAAGGAGGACUCCUCACAGAGAAAUAGGUCUUUCUGUGUACAGACCUUUUAGAUAUUAGAAGGCAGAAUGUAUCCGCUGCUUUUAGAAUGCGGGACAGCUGAUUGCUUUGCUCCCACAAAACACUAGUAAGGUUUUAGAAUUAAAAUCGGGAUUCCUCAAAUUCGACAUUUAGGUGUAAGCUGGACUACAGAACAAUAAUAUUGAAUUCAUGUGGCUUAUCUAUGGGAUCAAAUAUAAAAAUGCCCAGAGAAUCAGUAGACAAACUUGAAAGUGACAGUGGGCAUGAAGACUAGAACCAAGCUGCUGAUCAAGCCUGCACUACCUGGACUGAGGAAAUGUGCCCGGGGUUUUAGAAUUCAGAGUGGAGGAGAGAGAGUAUCAGGAGAAAUUUAUACAGGCCACUCAGGGAACAGGCGUUCAAAAUCCCCAAAGUAGCUUCCAGUUCGGGAAUUUAUUGAGAGUGAUUUUCAAGUUGCAACAAAUGUGGAAAACCUGAUGAACACUUUCUCUCAGAUACAAGUUUCUUAAACCUAAGCAAUUCUACAAGAAGAGACAGUGGCAGCAGCCUCGGAGGCACAAGACUAAAAAUGUUGCCUUACAAGAUCCCGUGGAGGCCCUAUUCCCUUAGAGAGCUCUCACACAAAGCUCAGAUUGCCGGAAAUGUGAGGGUCAAAAGGGAAAUGGAAAUUCAGAUUUUUUACUGGACGGGAAGAAAAGUACCCUAAACAAGACCUGAUCACUGGGACUGUCUCCACUGCAAAUUUAAUAUCUUUUCAAAAAGACUUCAGUGUCACAAGUGUCACUCUCUGAGAGAGGAAAUAGAGGCAGUAUGGCAUGGGACGUGCCCCCACCCACUCCUGGCAGUUUGACUACAUCAGAACUUUGACCCUCUCCUGGAGCCAUAGAUGAUGCCUUACAACUAUUAACAGACGGAGUCACCUGAUGCUGAGUUUAACACCGUGAGAGCCAGGGCCUUAUCUGCCUUGAUCAGUGCUGCCCCCAACCCAGUGCCCAGCAGGGCCUGGCGCACAGUACGCGCCCAAGAAGUAUGUGCCAAACCAGCAGCCACAUCUUCCCUUGCAAAGCAGAGGAGUUGGUGGGAGUUAUUUAGUGGUGGACCAGCUGUUCAGGAGCAUCCCGGACCGGAGCCAGGCACAUUUAAGACUUGGAUCUAACCAGUGGCCGCUGCAGAUUGUAGUGCAGCAAUGUCGGUGUUAGAAGAAAGCCGGCCAUUUGCUCAACAGUUAUCCAAUGUCUACUUUACGAUACUUUCACUUUUCUGUUUUAAGCUUUUUGUGAAAAUCAGCCUUGCCAUCCUCAGUCACUUCUACAUUGUGAAAGGCAACCGCAAGGAAGCGGCCAGGAUAGCAGCUGAAUUUUAUGGAGUAACCCAAGGACAAGGUUCCUGGGCAGAUCGAUCGCCACUACAUGAAGCGGCAAGUCAAGGUCGACUUCUUGCUCUGAGAACGUUGUUAUCACAGGGUUAUAAUGUAAAUGCAGUGACCAUAGACCAUAUCACCCCAUUGCAUGAAGCCUGCCUUGGAGAUCAUGUGGCCUGUGCCAGAACUCUUUUGGAAGCUGGAGCUAAUGUAAAUGCAAUCACAAUAGAUGGUGUGACUCCAUUAUUCAAUGCAUGCUCACAAGGCAGUACCAGCUGUACAGAACUUCUUUUGGAAUAUGGUGCCAAACCCCAGCUGGAGUCAUGUCUUCCUUCUCCCACCCAUGAGGCUGCCAGUAAAGGUCACCAUGAAUGUCUAGAAAUACUGAUCUCCUGGGGCAUAGACGUUGACCAAGACAUUCCUCAUUUGGGAACUCCUCUGUAUGUAGCUUGUAUAUCACAGCAGUUCCAUUGCGUUCGGAAGCUUCUUUAUGCAGGUGCUGAUGUCCAAAAAGGCAAAUAUUGGGAUACUCCAUUGCACGCUGCUGCUCAACAGUCCAGCGUAGAAAUUGUCAACUUACUGCUGGAGUUUGGCGCAGAUAUCAAUGCCAAAAAUACAGAGCUUCUGCGGCCUGUGGACAUAGCUACCACCGGCGGUCUUCUGGAAAGAUUACUGCUGCAACAUGAAGCUACCCCAAGCUCUCUUUGCCAGCUUUGCCGACUCUGCAUCAGAAACUACAUAGGAAGAUCAAGACUACACCUGAUGCCACAGCUCCAGCUGCCAACGUUAUUGCAGAAUUUCUUACAGUACCGAUAAAGCAGUAAAAUAAUUCUAAAUGUUUGAAAGUCAAAAA
Messenger RNA from Equus caballus (horse), 2300 nucleotides. NCBI's taxonomy places the organism in Eukaryota, Metazoa, Chordata, Mammalia, Perissodactyla, Equidae. The record is from RefSeq and is a predicted model, not a curated record.